Molecule: messenger RNA, 2069 nt
Organism: Apus apus (common swift)
Lineage: Eukaryota; Metazoa; Chordata; Aves; Apodiformes; Apodidae
Gene: DALRD3
Product: DALR anticodon binding domain containing 3
Exons: 13
Coding region: 20-1651 (543 amino acids)
Biological process (GO): arginyl-tRNA aminoacylation; tRNA C3-cytosine methylation
Molecular function (GO): ATP binding; arginine-tRNA ligase activity; tRNA binding
Source: RefSeq, a predicted model, not a curated record
UUCCGGCAGGCGGGCUGCCAUGGAGACGGAGCGGGCCGCGGCGGGGCUGGCGGGCACGCUGCGGGCGCUGAACGGGGCGUUGUGCGGGGCGCUGGGCCGGCCCGCCGCGCUCUGGGUGAAGGAGAGCGGCGCCCGCAACCUGCGGCAGCGGGACUUCCUGGCGCCGCGGGCCGCGCUCCGCGCCGCCUUCCCCGGGGGGCAGGUACCCGCUGACGUCGUGGCGGGCGUGGCGGCGCUGGGAGGCCCGGGGGUGCUGCCGGUGCGGGGCUGCCAGGAGACGCCGGCGGGGCUGGCGGUGCAGCUGCGGCGCCCCGAGGCCUUCCGGAGGCUGCUGGGGCCCCCGGGCGGCCCGGCUCCCGCGGCGGGGCAGCCGGCGGGCUGGGUGCUGCUGCACUGCCCGGCCCUGCGCGGCCCCGCCGCCCUCCGGCCCCGCCAUCUCCGCCCGCUCCUGCUGGCCGACCACCUGGCCCAGCUGCUGCGCACCCAGGGGGUCGGCGUUCGCCUGGUCCCUGCCCUCACUGAGGAGGGGACUCGAAAGGUCCUGCAGCAGCUCCACGUCGACUGGCCCUCCAGCUCCGGUGGCUCCGUGCUCCGUGACACCAUCUCAGCCUUGAAGCGAGCACUGGGCCAGUCCCCCUGUGCCACAGGCUGGGAGCAGGGGCUGGGCACGGCCACGCUGCCUGAGGAUGUCAUCUGUAAAGUGCACUUGAAGAGCUUUGUGGAGCAGCAGGGCUUGGUGGGCUAUGACCCCAACCUCGAUGUUCUUCUCGUGACAGAGGGGAAGCUGCAGUCCCUGGCUGAGCUGCAGCAAGCCCUGCUGCAGGGCAUGGCUGGAGGCCAGGGGAGUUGCUGCAGCAUCGUGCACGUGGUGAACUGCGAGGAUGAAUUCCAGCAGCAGCAGCUGGAUCUGCUAUGGAGAAUUUUGGAUCCAGGAGCCCACACAGCUUUGCAGAAACACCUUGUCUGUGGGCCAGUGAAGGUGACAAACCCCUCAUCACCCAUCGGGGCAGACCAGUACUUCCAGCUCCGAAGGCACCAGAUGUUCGAAGCCUCCGUGAUGAAGUAUGGGGAGCUGGCACAAGAUGAGGCCUGGACUGAGGUGAUUGACACCCUCACAGCAGCUGCCAUCCGGUUUGAGAUACUGAGCACUGCCCACCGGAGCCAGAUCACCCUGGACCUGGAGGACAGCAGCAUCUCCACGAAGGGAACCAAGAGUGGUGCCUUUGUGAUGUACAACUGUGCCCGGCUGGCCACGCUCUUUGACACCUACGAGCGGGCUGUGGAGCAGGGCACUUAUCCACCUCUGCCACCAGCAUCAGAACUGAACUUCUCCUGCCUCCGGGAAGAGGGUGAAUGGCUCCUGCUCUUCAACUAUCUCCUGCCCUUCCCUGAUGUCCUGCAGCAGGCAGCACAGCUGCCCACAGCCACCAAAGGGAUCCGGAUCACAGCCAACACAGAGGCAGUGUGCAAGUUCCUGAUCCAGCUCAGCAUGGAUUUCAGCUCCUACUACAACCGGGUCCACAUUCUAGGGGAGCCGUUCCCCCACCUCUUUGAGCAGAUGUUUGCCCGCCUGCGGCUGCUGGGAGCAGUGAGGGGUGUGUUCCACAGCGCGCUGGAAACUCUGCACCUCCCUCCUCUCAGCCAGAUCUGAGCCACCACUGAAGAGCUGUGCCACGCUGUGGCAGGCACCAGGACAAUGUGCCACCAGGGGAAGGACAAGGGAUGUCCUCCCUGGCAGGGCCAGGGGGCUGCCCUGCUGUCAGACAGGGAGUGAGGACCCACCUCAGCCCCACUUAGGAGCCUCUCCCACUGAGGCUAUGGGUACCUGCACCCUGCUGCUGUGCCCAGCAUGGGAGGGGGUGCCCUGCCAUAUCCACACCAGCAGAAAGGAGGAUGCCUGUGGCACCCUGCAAGCCAGGCUGGGGAGUGCAAGGGACCAGUCGCCACAAAACAAGGUGCCAACAUUGCUCCCCUCAAAGCUUUUUAUUGAAGAUUGCUCCAUGCUGCCAGGGAGCUCCUGAGGUUUAUGGCCACAAUACCGGAGUCCAAUACACUUGUUGCUGGACAAA